GGCACGUACAUGCACGUGUUUGUUGCUUUUAAGUAUUUAAUAUCGUCAAAUAAAAAAAACAAAGAGAAUUCCAAACAAAUUACUGGCAAAUCCGUUUUAAAUGCACAGUAAAAGAGUGUGGAGCUGGAGUAAUGGCACUGUCACAGGUACAGUGCCUGGAUGACAGUCACAUCAACCUGAGAACCAGCGAAUCCAAACCGGACUUCUUCUACAGCGAGGAGCAGAGACUUGCGCUAGAGACACUGAUACACGAGGGACGGGACGCCUAUGAGGAUCACAUCAAAACCAACAACAUUCGCUGUUUUCUAUCGGACCUUGAACUCGAGAGGUUUCUUAACACUGUGGAGGUGUACAGCCCGGGAUCCCCUCAUGAUAAUGCUGAACUGUAUGGCGAGAGUGAUGGAGAAGAUGUGUCUCUCCAGUACUGGCCCGACCUCUCGGAUUACUCUAUCCCACAGCUGGAUAUCGGGUGGCCCGACUGGGCGUCAUACCGUGGAGUGACCCGUGUUCAAGUGUACACUCAACCUCCUUAUGACGGUCAACCACACAUAAAAGCGGUGGUCAGAAAAAUGAUCGGCCAAGCACAGAAGGUUGUUGCAAUCGUCAUGGACUUAUUUACAGAUAUUGACAUCUUCAAAGAUGUUCUGGAUGCAAGUUUCAGACGGAAGGUUGCUGUGUAUAUUAUAUUAGAGAGCGCAGGCGUGACGCACUUCCUGAAAAUGUGUGAUAAAGCAGGCAUUCACACAGGACACCUUAAGAACUUGAGGGUACGCAGCAUCAGAGGGGCAGAAUUCUUCAGCCGAUCUUCAAAGAGAGUGUGUGGAAGUCAGAGUCAGAAGUUCAUGUUUAUUGAUGGAGACAAAGCAGUAUCCGGCUCAUAUAGUUUCACGUGGUCUGCCUCGAGACUGGACAGAAACCUCAUCACUGUGCUGACCGGCCAAACGGUCGAGAUCUUUGACAGCUUGUUUCAGGACAUGUAUGUGAUGUCUAAUGGGGUGUGUCUGAACAAGAUCAAUCUGGGAAGUGAGCCUGAACCAGAGAUCCUCCCUCAGCAAGGACCCACUCUAUUCCCCACAACUAACACUGCGUUCAAGCUCAUUAACCCAAAAUACACUCUGGUCACUGGCUACACGUUCACUACCAAUGGACCUGACCAGACAAAUGGCAAAAAUGACAUCGCUAAGAAUGAAAAAGAAUCAGUCAAACAUAUCAUAGAUGCGCCAGCAUUACCACCGAUUCACCCGGGACUACUCAACCUGGAGAAGGCAAACAUGAUCCAUUACGUGCCGACCUGGCCCGAUCCCGAACCACCAAGUGAUGUCAUUGGUUUCAUUAACAUAAGGGACGCCAACAAGCCAUUGCAAGCAAAUCUAAUGCGCUCAGAGCUCUUUGAAGUCUCUCAGGCCAUCCGAUUUAAGGAUAGUAUUAGAGAGCCAAAAGAGCCUGUGAUGGCGCAUCCCAUAUCCAAACCCCCCUGUGAUUCUGAAGCUCCAGCUCAGACACAAGCAUGUACAGAAGCCCAAAGCAGGUCAGAGGAGACAGAGAGGAACGUUGAAUAUUUUGAUCAAAAUCAACAACAGGAGAGCAGCCAGAGCGAGGAUCUUAUCUCGCCUCUACAAUCUCCACAGCCUGAAACGGUGCAUGUGCUUACAGGCAACAGAGAAGAUAAAGAAGCAGCAGAUGUGAUGAUAAUAAAGAAUGAAAACAUUCGUACAGACUCUCUGGAUUCUAUUUCUUUUGAUGCUAAAGACGAUACAGCAAGCUCGGAAAUAGAGCAAAUCCUGGAUACUCCGCAAGCUCUCCAAUGUCCUGCCCAAACCCCAAACAAUCCUGAUGUAAAAUCAAUAUCAGACUCAUUCGAGAGCCUAAAUGGCAAAGUCAUAAUUGAUGUGGAUACAGAACCAGUGUUAGCAGUGGAUGAGAGACAGCAGAAUGGGUGUGAUACACACACUUCUAAAACAGACUCCAACUUCUCUUCCUUGUCUGAUUAUUAUGAUUGUUUUAGUCCUCUGACUGAUUUGAGGUCUGAAAGUGAGGUUUCGAUACGAGAAAUACCAUCAGAUUUACAAUCACAUAAUCAGAAAAACAUCCAACAAGAGCGGGAAUUUCCUUGUUUAAAUUCCUUCACAACUCAAGACACUACAGAUAAAAUGACCUUAUUUACUCCAAAACUUUUGAAAACAUCUUGCAGCAUUGUUUUCAAUUUCCCACCAUCCAAGUCAAACUCAUUCUCACCUGCACCUUUCAAGACCACCCCUGUCCAAGAAAGUUUAAAUGGCGAAGGUGCAGUAACAACUUCAGAGGAAUACUUUGAGUGUAGUGAUACGGUGGGAUUUGGGUUUGACGGUAAUGUGAUGGAAACAAGCGCACAGCUCAAAGUCAAUGAGUUCAACCGAAAUGAACCACAUGACACAGACGAAGACUCCAUACCAGCUGUAACACUACAAAUACAGAAACUGACAGAAAAGAGCAUGCAGGAAGAUGAUAAACACUGCGACCCUGAGUUGAGCUGUCAUAAUGUGACAGGAAGUGGAUCAGAGAAACAAUCUGUAAUGGAGAUGACAGUCAACGGUCACUUGGAGGCAAACAACCCUGAGACUGUUUCGAGGACUAACCAUGAUUCUCUGGAUCAGACGGAUGAAAAUAUUCACAGAUACCAUACACACAAGCCUGAAGUUACACAGGGUCCAGUAGUACAUACACCUGAGAUGAUAUUAGAAAUACAACCUGAGGAACUGGAAACUGAGAAAACACAGUCUGAGUUUAGUCUAGAUUUAAUGUGUGAGGGAGAGUCUGUACAGACAGCUGAGAAAACUGAAAAACAGCUCAUGUUAGACUUACAACCUGACUUAAAUCUAGAUUUAAUGUGUGAGAGACAGUCUGUACAGACAGCUGAGAAAACUGAUAAACCACAAAUACAGCCUGAGGAACUGAGAACUGAAAAAUCGCCACGAAUAGACUUUCAGCCUGAGGUAAACGUACUUUUAAUGAGUGAAGGAGAGUGUGUAAAGAAGAUUGAAGAACAACUACAGCUAGACUUACAACCCAAGUUAACUCUGGUUUUAAUACGUGAAGGACGGAUUGUACAUACAGUUGAGAAAACGGAAAAAACACUAACACGAGACUUACAACCUGAAGUAAAUCUAGAUUUAAUAUGUGAAGGAGAGUCUGUAAAGAACGCUGGGAAAACUGAGAAACCACUAAUGUUAGAUUUACAGACUAAGUUAACUCUAGAUUUAAUAUGUAAGGAAGAGUCUAUACAUACAGUUGAGAAAACGGAAAAAACACUAAUGCGAGACUUACAAUCUGAAGUAAAUCUAGAUUUAUUAUGUAAGGGAGAGCCUGGAAACAUAGCUGAAAAAUUGUCACUAACAGAUUUUCAGCCUGAGGUAAAUGUACAGUUAAUAUGUGAGGAAGAGUCUGUACGGACAGCUGAAAAAAACGAAAAACCACCAAUCUUGGACUCACAUUUUAAGAUUAAAAAUGUUAUUUGUGCUUCAAUCCUCAAACAUUCAGAAUUAAAUGGCUGCGAAUCACAGUCAGCAACAGACGUUGAAUCUGUCGGGGUUUCAGCAGUACAGGACAAAGCAGCUGUAACUCCUGUAAUACCAGAGAACACCACUGUGACAAAAUCCAUAGACCUGCAUAACAGCGAGGGACGGCAAAACCUAUUGGCUGAUCUAGAGUUUGAAUCAAAACAUCCACUCAACCUCAAAUCUGCCGAACAUGUCAGUGAAUUAAAGCCAAUGAAUGUUGCGCACAGUCAAACAGGGUUGAAGGAGAACCCUGAGGAGCUCAGCACCAUAGAAAACCAUCUACACCGGCCUGAAGAUUUUGAAACAGUUGAGUUGUUGAUUCUGGAGGAUUGUGACCUCCAAGAGAUCGAGGAAAAAGGGAAGAACCGUUCAGAUCCCAGAAAAUCAAAAACCGCAUUGAGUGCAGAAGCAAAACUGCAAAAAAUCAAGCCUGCAGGACUAAAGACGGUUGAUGUUAGAAAGCUGACAGAGAAUAAGUUUGAGCUUUACAGUAAUCAUGCAAAGCAAACAUGUCAUUUGACAGCUCCGGUGAAAAAGAAAGAAAGGGAGCGUGUUUCUGCCAUUCAGGUGAAAAAGAACCUGCCGGAGGCAAAACCAAAGCUGCAUUGUCAGGUUAAGAAGCAACCACAUCAAACAUCAAACAGAAUUCCUGUUGCUAAGGAAGCCAGCGGAGAGAUAUCUGAAUUACACAUCACCAAAUGCUCACCAAGACACCCAGCUCCUAAAGCUGAAACACACCCGCCUGGACAACCACCCGGUCACAGUAACCCCUGCAAUACUGCCUCGCCAUGUCCUGGAGAAAUGACACCACUGAAGUCUCAGCAGAGAUACCCUUGGGCAGUCUCUUCAAACGGUUCUAUCCCAACCCCAAAACAGCCUCAUGUCCAGUCAAAUAAAACUAAAACCACACAAUCUGACCAGCAUGUCUCAAGGAAUCUUUCUGCAUCCAAAACAUUAUGUAGUUCAUCUUCUGGAACUUCAUUUCCAAGAAAAAUCAGAAAUGUCAAGCAGACAUUUAAAGAGACUCCUGCAAGCAAAAAGAAAAAAGAAUGAGGAUAAUGUUUCCUUGUUGACUAUUUUUGUUACACAUUUAAUGAUCUGCAAUAGAAAACAAAAGGAAGCCACUGUUGUUUUUUGUUUUUCCCCUACACAAAUAGGUUUUACUCGUUAUGUUUGUGUCUAUAAUGUACAUAAUGUAUACAGUCUCAGUAAUGGUCGCUUAAACUAUUUUUGAUUAGAAAUAUUGAGAUCAAUUUUUAAAUCAUCAUACACCAUAAACUGCAUUAAGCUUUAAAAUAAAUUAUUUCUUGGUUGAAUUUUAGGCUGACAUGGAGUUAGUGUGUGAGGAUGUUAUUUCUUUAUUUCUUCACUUAAAGUGAUAAUUCAGACAGAAAUUAAUAUUCUGUUAUCAUUUAUUCACCCUUUAUUCAGACUAUGUUGUUCAAAACCUGUAUACUGUACAUCAAUCUUUA
Molecule: messenger RNA, 5008 nt
Organism: Triplophysa rosa
Lineage: Eukaryota; Metazoa; Chordata; Actinopteri; Cypriniformes; Nemacheilidae
Gene: sack1ga
Product: family with sequence similarity 83 member Ga
Exons: 5
Coding region: 132-4589 (1485 amino acids)
Source: RefSeq, a predicted model, not a curated record